Messenger RNA from Rana temporaria (common frog), 4330 nucleotides. RefSeq names its product catenin alpha-1-like. Gene Ontology annotation, cellular component: actin cytoskeleton; catenin complex; adherens junction. Lineage: Eukaryota; Metazoa; Chordata; Amphibia; Anura; Ranidae. Gene Ontology annotation, biological process: cell migration; cell-cell adhesion. Bases 189 to 2894 code for a protein of 901 amino acids. The record is from RefSeq and is a predicted model, not a curated record. The transcript has a single exon. Gene Ontology annotation, molecular function: cadherin binding; beta-catenin binding; structural molecule activity.
AUGACGAGGUGGGAAAAGGAGGGGCGCACUAGGUGCGCCGGAAGUGACAUCACACCGAUACUAGGAGAUAAUAGAGAAGCAAUAGGGAGACGCAGCUUCGCAUCCUUUAUUUUCCGGUUUGUCCCGGACGAGUGAUUCAUUUCGCAUCCACCAUCACAGUCGCACACCGCUCACCCAGGGACCUCACCAUGAGCCUUAAUACGGCGAACAUUAACUUGAAAUGGAACCCAAAGAGCUUGGAGAUCCGGACUUUGGCCGUGGAGCGCCUGUUGGAGCCGCUGGUCAGUCAGGUGACCACUCUGGUGAAUAGCAGUAACAAAGGGCCGUCCGGUAAGAAGAAGGGCCGCUCGAAGAAGGCGCGGGUGCUGGCCGCCUCGGUGGAGCAGGCCACACAGAACUUUCUGGAGAAGGGGGACAAGAUCGCCAAGGAGAGUGAGUUCCUGCGGGACGAGCUGGCCGCCGCCGUGGAAGAGGUACGCAGCCAGGGAGAGCAGAUGAGAGCGGCCUCCGGGGACUUUGCCGAUGACCCCUGCUCCUCGGUGAAGAGGGGGAAUGUUGUCCGGGCAGCCCGCAGCCUCCUCUCCGCCGUCACCAGGCUGCUGAUCCUGGCUGACAUGGCCGAUGUGUUCAAACUGCUGGUGCAGCUGAAGGUGGUGGAGGACGGAGUACUGAGACUGAGGAAUGCCGGUACCGAGCAGGAUCUGGGCAUCCAGUACAAAGCACUGAACGCUGAGCUGGUGAAGUUACUGGCGAUGAGUGCUAAAAGACAACAAGAGCUGAAGGACGUCGGCCACCGGGAUCAGAUGGCUGCAGCCAGAGGAAUCCUUCUGAAGAAUAUCCCCAUCCUAUACUCCGCCUCCCAGGCCUGUCUGCAGCAUCCCGAUGUAGCGGCCUACAGGGCCAACAGAGAUUUGGUGUACAAACAGCUGCAGCAAGCCAUCACCGCCAUCAACAAUGCAGCCCAGGCCACUCCAUCUGAAGAAGCAACACCACAGGGAGGGGAGCUUGCUGUGGCCCUAAAUAACUUUGAUAAACAGAUCAUCAUGGAUCCCAUAUGUUUCACAGAAGAAAAAUUCAGGCCUUCUUUGGAGGAGAGACUAGAGAGUAUUAUUAGUGGGGCGGCCUUGAUGGCGGAUUCCACCUGCACCCGAGAUGACCGCCGGGAGCGCAUUGUGGCCGAAUGUAAUCUGGUAAGACAAGCCUUGCAGGAUCUUCUCUCGGAAUACAUGGCCAAUUCUGGGCGUAAGGAAAGGAGUGAUGUUCUUAAUGCUGCCAUAGAUAAAAUGGUCAGAAAGACCAGAGACCUGCGCAAGCAGUUGUGUAAAGCCGUCAUGGACCACGUCUCUGACUCUUUCUUGGAGACCAAUGUGCCACUCCUGGUUCUGAUUGAGGCUGCCAAGAACGGUAAUGAAAAGGAAGUCAAAGAGUAUGCCCAAGUUUUUCGUGAACACGCAACUAAAUUGAUUGAAGUGGCAAACUUGGCGUGCUCUAUCUCCAACAAUGAGGAUGGGGUUAAAAUUGUCCGCGUAUCUGCAAACCAGCUGGAGGCGCUAUGUCCUCAGGUCAUAAAUGCAGCUUUGGCCUUAGCAGCCAAGCCUCACAGUAAAGUGGCUUUGGACAAUAUGGAUGUAUUCAAGGAACAGUGGGAAAAGCAAGUUUGUAUCCUUACUGAUGCAGUUGAUGAUAUUACUUCCAUUGAUGACUUUUUGUCUGUCUCAGAAAAUCACAUCUUAGAAGAUGUCAAUAAAUGUGUUAUAGCUCUGCAAGAAAGAGAUAUUGACGGUCUGGAUCGCACCGCAGGAGUUAUACGUGGCCGUGCCGCCAGAGUUAUGCAUGUUGUCAUUUCAGAAAUGGAAAACUACGAGGCAGGUAUUUACACAGAAAAAGUUAUGGAAGCUUCUAAACUGUUGUCAGACACUGUUAUGCCACGCUUUGCAGAGCAAGUGGAAACUGUAGUUAAUGCGCUCAUUCGAGAUCCUAAUCACCCUAUAGAUGAAAAUGAAUUUAUUGAUGCCUCCAGACUUGUGUAUGAUGGUAUUCGUGAUAUCAGAAAAGCGGUUUUAAUGAUCAGAACUCCAGAAGAGCUGGAUGAUUCUGAUUUUGAGGCAGAUGACAUUGAUGUCAGAAGCCAUACCAGCAUUCAGACUGAAGAUGACCAACUCAUCGCAGGGCAGAGUGCUAGAGCAAUUAUGGCCCAGCUUCCACAGGAACAAAAGGCAAAGAUUGCAGAACAAGUUGCAAGUUUCCAAGAAGAAAAAAGUAAGCUGGAUGCUGAAGUAUCCAAAUGGGAUGACAGUGGCAAUGACAUCAUUGUUUUGGCCAAACAGAUGUGUAUGAUCAUGAUGGAGAUGACUGAUUUUACUAGAGGAAAGGGUCAUCUUAAAAAUGCUUCAGAUGUCAUAGGUGCUGCAAAGAAAAUUGCAGAAGCUGGAUCACGAAUGGACAAAUUGGGCCGUGCGAUUGCUGACCACUGCCCUGACUCUAGCUGCAAACAAGAUCUUUUGGCAUACCUGCAGCGCAUUGCCUUAUACUGCCACCAGUUAAACAUCUGCAGCAAAGUUAAAGCAGAAGUUCAGAAUCUUGGUGGUGAGUUAGUCGUCUCUGGAGCUGACAGUGCCAUGUCACUGAUACAAGCUGCUAAGAACUUGAUGAAUGCCGUGGUUCAAACUGUUAAAGCAUCUUAUGUGGCGUCUACAAAAUAUCAAAAGUCCCAAGGAAUGGCAUCAUUAAACUUGCCUGCAGUUUCCUGGAAAAUGAAGGCCCCGGAGAAAAAGCCACUCGUCAAGAGAGAAAAGCAAGAUGAGACCCAAACUAAAAUUAAGCGAGCGUCUCAGAAGAAACAUGUCAACCCUGUGCAGGCUCUUAGUGAAUUUAAAGCCAUGGAGAGCAUUUGAAAGACAAUGAGCACAGUUUAUUUUACUGCUCUUGCAUAUAUUCUAAAUAAUAAUGCUUUUUUUUUUUUUUUUUUUUUUUUUACCAAUUCAUACGGCUCUCACAAAUAUUAUAAACACUAAUAUGUUCCUCUGCCAGCAUGUUACAUGAACCCUGUGAGGAUAGAAAUAUGGAUUUUGCCAUUCCUGGCUUGUUUUUAAAACCUGUUCUAGUUCAGGCAUCCUGAUUUUUGUUUUUUAUGGUAAAGUAUGUUACAGAGCUGAACAAGCAUGUAGCUAAUUAAGUCUAAACUCCUGUUCUGCAUAUUUAUUUCAGGUUGGUAACUCACUAGUUCAUAAAGCCACAGUUGGGGGUGAUAAUUGGCAGUCCCACCUUCCACAUUUCCACCCUUACAGGUUCCAUCUAAUUUGGCCUGCACCCUAGUUAUGCCACAUGUUCGUUUUUUUUUUUUUACUAUCAUUAAUAAAUAUAUAUCUGAUGUUGCUAGAGAGAUCUGAGUACUUUAGAGCUAAGGUAGCUUGGCAUUCAACUCUAAAGCAUACCUGUAGUUGCAAAAGUGUCAGUGCCUUAACAUAGCAGGCUCUUCUGGUACCUUGAUACAGCCCUGAAAUCUGGGGGGGGGGGUUCCUUAUUGGCAAGUUUUGAGUUGCAGGGGUAAGGCUUUUUUUUUUUUUUUUUUUUAUAAACUGGUUGUAAUUUUCAUAUCAGAGUGCUUUGUGUUGUGAGGCUAGCAAUUAGGCUAAUGUUACAUGGCAACCUUUAUGCAACCACAGAUAUGCUUUUUGGGGCAGAUUCCAGCUAAAAAUCUUUCUUUCCUCUAAAAUUUCCAUUCUGACUAACCCAGACGUGGAUGUUCCCUUUUUAAAACUGCAUGAACUGUUUUACUUAUAUACCAGAGAAAACAAAUGUAUUUAACUUGAAUCCGUUAAACCUAGAGUAAUCAAAUCUUCAAUGCUUAAAGCUAAAUGCAGUUAGGUACUGCACAUAACAAGCAUAGAUCUUCAAAUAUUAUCUUGUAUGCUUAGCAGAGCCAUGUAUCUUACUUAGGCUUGGUAAUGUUAUUUUUAUUGUUUCCUCUUGGUUCUGCACAGCAUGAUAUUUUCAUAAAACGCAUACCUGUUCUCACAUCUAUAGCAGCAAUUACUUUCUGCCAAAUUAAUUUUCAACUCGCAAGCAUUUGGUUAUAAUCACUUUAUCGAGAGAUGCUAUAGUGAUGUCACCAAAUUACUGUGAAGUGAUAGAUAAAAUUAAUCUGUGUACUAUAUUGAUAAGAUUUUAAUUAUGUAGAUUACAAUUAUUUUUUAAUUAACGCUGCAUUUGUGAUAAUGAUGCUGUAAAGCAGGACAGUGAGAAACUUAAAGUAGAACUCCCGCCUCAACAUAACUACUCUUAAAAAUGUCCCCUCCACCUUUCUAACACCUAUGCUGACCUGUGUAAA